Molecule: messenger RNA, 1127 nt
Organism: Arachis stenosperma
Lineage: Eukaryota; Viridiplantae; Streptophyta; Magnoliopsida; Fabales; Fabaceae
Product: protein C2-DOMAIN ABA-RELATED 11
Exons: 4
Coding region: 337-837 (166 amino acids)
Source: RefSeq, a predicted model, not a curated record
UCUUCUCUCUUUUUCAUGGCUUCUACCUUCCACAAAAGGCAUAUCCAAUCCAUUCUUUAAUAAUCAAUCAAAUGUUGUUUAAAAAAAGAACCAUGAACAUUGGGGUCCUACUUUAUAAAUAUUCAUUUAGUUUGUUUAUUUGAUUUGGAUUCACUGAGAAAUACAUGUAUACUCUCCAUUCUCCACCUGCUUCUUUCUUUUCUGCUUGAAUAAUCCAUGUCUUUCUUUCUUGGUUCCAUGAUGCUGUUGUUUUUUUAGCUGAUUUUCAAUUAUUUUAAAGUUAAUUGAAGGGGGCAAAAAAAAAAAAGCUUACUUCUGUUUUGGGAAGUAACAUUAAUGGGUGAACAAUUGGGGCAGCUCAAAAUCAUAGUGGUGCAAGGGAAGAAGUUGGUGAUCCGGGAUUUCAAGAGCAGUGAUCCUUAUGUUGUCCUCAAACUAGGCAAUCAGACAGCAAAGACCAAAGUCAUUAACAGCUGCUUGAAUCCUGUUUGGAAUGAAGAGCUGAAUUUCACCCUCACUGAACCUUUGGGAGUUCUGAAUUUGGAAGUGUUUGAUAAAGAUCUUUUGAAAUCUGAUGACAAGAUGGGAAAUGCAUUCCUCAACCUUCAACCAUUGGUCUCUGCAGCUAGAUUAAGAGAUAUCUUAGGAGUCUCAUCAGGUGAAACAACAUUAAGGAAGGUCAUACCUGACAACGAAAACUGCCUCGUCCGCGAAAGCAGUAUCAAUUGCGUAAAUGGCGAGGUUGCGCAGAAUGUUUGGUUAAGGCUGCGCGGGGUGGAGUCCGGCGAGGUAGAAUUGACCAUCAAGUUGGUCAAAAAUGUUACCACCAAAACAUAGCUAGUGCAGAAUUUGCAAGUGGGCAUAUCAAGAGUACCAACUCUUCUAACAAGAUCAUAAUUUGUAAAAAGAUUUAUAUGUUUGUGUAGUUAAAUAAUGGUUUUGAUUAAUUCCUUUUGAUUUAUAGAUGCAGAUUCAAUUGUAAGUUAGCAGCUAGUGUGAUAGAUAUGAACCAGUUGUGAUAUAUGUAUGGCUUAUUCAGUCUGUAUUAUGGUGUGCUUUCUUUUUCUUUUGUUGUAAUGUGGUCCUUACUUUAGUAUCUAAACUUUUUUUGAGUUGGAUUUGUUGUU